Molecule: messenger RNA, 2361 nt
Organism: Adineta ricciae
Lineage: Eukaryota; Metazoa; Rotifera; Eurotatoria; Adinetida; Adinetidae
Source: the annotation of a GenBank genome assembly
AUGGCAAGUAGUUUUGACCUUCUUGUAGCUCAACUUACAGUUGAUGCCAACCUCCGCGAAAUAACAAAUGUUCUCAAAAGUCAGAACUCCGUACUGGAAUCAACAUUCAUUUCUGAAUUUUAUCAACCAAUACUUACUCUCGAACGAUGGACCUGGCAGCUGUUUGGCAAAAAUUCGCAUCAAAACUUUCAACAGUCAACUUAUUUCGAUUUCUUCCGAACCUUGGCAUUAUUCAAUAAAAAUCUAGUCUUUCAUUAUGACACGAUCGAUAGUGUCACAAAAGCUGCUGUCAUUAUUCCUGAUACGAUCGAAUGGAUAAACGAUAUAUUCACGCAAUUAGCAAACAUUACUGAUGAAAAUGAUAUAUACAUUUAUAUUGUGAGUAUGUGGUUUGAUAAUCUCUCAUUGUUCUUAUUUGACAAUCCUGAACACGAAGCAUCUCCUGCUAUCGUUCAUAUCAAUCGAUACAUUGCGCAGAAUUAUAUUAUGACUGAUCAAUACAAAUUUUAUUUAUCUCAACUAGCACAACCGUCAGUAUCACAAACAAUUUUCACUGCGAAACAAUUGUUCUAUAUAAAGACAUGUUCAUUGUCUUUGAGUGCGUAUUUAUUUGCUAAAGCACAAGAUUUUCUUUAUACAAGUAGCGACAUCCUCCAGCAUCUUGGUCCCUAUUACACACAAAUAAUCAUCCUUCAUACUCAGACAAUCGAAUCAUGGAGUUCGUCUUUACUUACUUGUAUUACACAUUUGAUUAGCUUUUUCGUUUCUUGUUGUUGGUGGGGAGGAGAAAAAAAUUCACCUAUUCGAAUUCUCUUUGCCAACGACGCGGGUGCUGGCGUAUAUAUCGACGCUCUCAUUCGUAUUGUCGAGCACAAACCAUUUCGUCAAUAUCUCUCAUCACAACAAUCAUCCGACCAUACCAUUCUCCUUGACAGAACUUUAUUCUCUCUGAUUAACAUUUCACAAAAUCAAGAAAUGAUUUGGUUCCUACGCUCAAAACCGAUGCUAGUAGAUGUGUUAAUAGAACUUGCUGAAACAUCGGUAUACGAUAAUGUCUGUUUGUGUAUAUUUAGUAUUCUAGCUGAAAUUUUGAGUAAUGAACGUUUAAAAGAAUUAAAGAUCCCAGAUAGUGCGAGUAGUUAUUUCUUUCGUAUUCUUGAGGAUGCGUGGAACCAUCCGUUGAAAAAGUUUAAACAGAUACCGAUUUAUUACAUACUGAAACUUUAUAUUACCUUAUCGAAAAUCGAUGCUAUUCAACAGACAACAGCAAAUACAAAUAAGAUUCCACUCUUGAUUGAAAUGUGCGAUGAAUAUCCAAUGAUAUUCGAUAUCCUUUGGGCAUUAUCCUUCAAUCAUGAUGUUCAACAGCAACUGCGUUCCAAUUCGUCGUUUAUGACAAAAUUAAACCAUCCACCUAAAGAAUACAAUAACGAACAGAUAAGGAAAAUCGUGCAAGGAAUUCUAUGGAAUUUAGAAACUACUCACAAAGAUCGAACUACAUCGUUGACGAGCGAUGAAAAAAUGUUCGAUAUUAUGAUUAGUUACUCACAUAAAGACGAAGUUAUUUGUCGAAAAAUAUACGAUGAAUUAAUCAAAACCGGUUAUCGCAUUUGGAUUGAUUUCGAUCAACUACACGGAAACGUUAUGGAUGCUAUGGCACAAGCAAUUGAACGAUCCAAUGCAAUCGUCAUUUGUAUGAGUGAAGAAUAUCGUCGAAGUAAUUAUUGUCGAGCAGAAGCUCACUAUGCAUUUCAACGACAAUUGAAGAUGGUUCCCAUUCUACUGAAAGAGCAUUAUCAACCGGAUGGUUGGCUACUAUUCCUAGUUGGUCAAUUGUUUUACAUUGACUUCACAAAAUACGAAUUUUCACAAGCGAUCGAAAUGUUAAACAAAGAAUUAAAAGCACCAGUGAUUAACGAUUUCGGUUUGUUGCGUAUUUGUUCGAAAGAAGAAAUUGAAAAUGCAGAACCUGCAACACCAUUUUGUCUAUCAACAGCAUCGUCAGUAUCGAUAAUCCCAAAAAAUUUGCAUGAAUGGAACUCAACACACGUACAAGAUUGGAUGAUCACGCACGAUUUAUCACAACUGAGUCGUGUAUUUGCUAACUUCAAUGGCUCAAGUUUGAUUCAUAUGUAUGAAUUUAUCGAAAAACUUGAUCUUCAACAAGUUGUCACUCUGCUUCAAGACGAUUCUGUACGGCGAACAGGUCAAAAUCUAUCAUUGGUCGAACUAUCGCAUUUUCGAUCUCUCAUGAAACAACAAAUACAAUCUUCUCCACCAUUUUCCAGCACUCUAAAACGAACGAAACGAAAUCUAAACAAAUGGAAACAUAAGCCUCUUGUUAGUUGUCAAAUAAUUUAA